Beta vulgaris subsp. vulgaris (sugar beet) is the source of this 2046-nucleotide messenger RNA. Its product is annotated as probable carboxylesterase 11. The transcript has 2 exons. The record is from RefSeq and is a predicted model, not a curated record. Gene Ontology annotation, molecular function: hydrolase activity. NCBI's taxonomy places the organism in Eukaryota, Viridiplantae, Streptophyta, Magnoliopsida, Caryophyllales, Amaranthaceae. The coding region runs from base 252 to 1676 and encodes 474 amino acids.
CAUUUUGUCCCUCCCGAAAGCCCCUCCUCUAUCAUUGAGCAGGGUUCCACAUUAAGGAAAGAAAAUAAGAGGAAAAACCCAUUUUCAAUUUAUCAACCAUCAAUUUUCAAUGUAGAUUGAAUUUGAUUGUAAAAAUACAGAGAGGAAAGAGGAUUCCAAUUUCAAAUAGAAAUCUAGAGGGUUAUUGAUCAAGAGGUGGAUCGUGCAUUAGCGGGGUCAGAGGAGAGAGAAAGACCCCGGUAAAAAAGAGAAUGCCAAGCGUAGCGGUGAAGUUAUACAGCGUUUUUUUCAAAUUCCUGUUGAAGCACCGUCUUCAGAAUCGAAUCCAAAGCACGGCAGAUGAAUCGGUGAACGGCAAAUUAAAUAACGGGUUCGGAGUCACGACUCGGCCUGAGGAAUCGGUGGUAGCAGCAAAUCCUGUGUUCACCGACAGCGUUGCUACCAAAGACAUCCACAUUGACCCUUCUACUUCUCUCUCCGUUAGAAUAUUCCUCCCUGAGACGGCUCUGUCAUCAGCACCGGAGUCCAGGGCUCCACCUAGGGCUUUCAAUAAACGAGUCGAAUCAAGUCAAGAAGAAUCCGGAUCUUUUAUCCGGAGGAAGAGCUUUGGACCGUCCUCCGUUGAUCCGGUCAACGGGGAUCAUUCUUCCAGGAGAAAUAGUUAUGGUAUUGUGGGUGUUGAAAAUGGGGUUUAUAGGGGUUACUUGCCGUCUAUUGAGCAUAGCAAGGGUGAUAAGUUGAGGAAAUUGCCAGUUAUGUUGCAGUUUCAUGGGGGUGGCUUUGUUAGUGGGAGUAAUGAUUGUGUUGCCAAUGAUUUCUUCUGUCGCCGGAUUGCCAAAUAUUGUGAUGUUAUCGUAUUGGCUGUUGGCUAUAGGUUAGCGCCUGAGAAUAGAUACCCGGCUGCUUUUGAAGAUGGUUGGAAGGUUUUGAAUUGGCUUGCUAAGCAGGCUAAUUUGGCCGAGUGUACCAAAUCAUUGAUUACUAGAGGUGCUGGUGGCAUAGGAGGUGGAGGUAGUGGCGACAGCGGCGCUGCUGGUGGCGAGAGUAAGAAAUCAGAUGUGCUUCGGCAUACUGUUGCGGAUACUUUUGGCGCAUCCAUGGUGGAGCCUUGGUUGGCUGCUCACGCAGACCCUUCCAGAUGUGUUCUCCUUGGCGUUAGUUGUGGGGCAAAUAUCUCGGAUUAUGUGGCUAGGAAAGCUGUUGAAUCUGGGAAGCUGCUCGAUCCUGUGAAGGUUGUGGCACAGGUUUUAAUGUACCCGUUCUUUAUUGGUAGCGUUCCUACACAUUCAGAGAUAAAGUUGGCCAAUUCAUACUUCUAUGACAAGGCUAUGUGUGUGCUUGCAUGGAAGCUCUUUUUGCCAGAAGAUGAGUUUAACUUAGACCACCCAGCCGCAAAUCCAUUAAUUCCAAAUAGAGGGCCUCCAUUAAAACUCAUGCCCCCAACCCUGACGGUGGUAGCAGAACAUGAUUGGAUGAGGGACCGCGCCAUUGCCUACUCAGAGGAGUUGCGGAAGGUCAAUGUGGAUGCCCCGGUUCUAGAGUACAAAGAUGCAGUCCAUGAAUUUGCUACCCUUGAUAUGCUUUUGAAGACCCCUCAAGCCCAGGCAUGCGCUGAAGAUAUUGCCAUCUGGGUUAAGAAGUACAUCUCAAUUCGUGGUCAUGAAUUCUCUUACUGAGUUGCAGAUUCUUAAAAGACGUUUUGAGAUUGCGUCUUUAAUGCUGCUCUUGAGCUCAUGUCUUCCGAGAUUAUAUUGGAGAGUCAAAGCUGCUGUAAUCAAAAUAGGGAAUCAUGCAUCAAAGGGGGAAUUUUCUUGUUUACCUUGAGUCAUUAGUCAUUACCAGUCUCUAUACGGUGUGGCAUUUUAAAGUCUUAUUCCAUUUGUUUUUUGGUUGUAACAUAGGGCUUGAUGGUGAUUGCGGAGUAGAAUUAGCCACUUGUAAUUUGCACUUGUAACCGCUGGUCACCAAUUGGUGACGCUUUGUGAAAAUUUUCUCCUGUAUUAAGCUGUACGGAUAUGAAAUGAACAUUCACUUAUGCUCCUCAAA